Messenger RNA from Brienomyrus brachyistius, 3013 nucleotides. It is a transcript of the gene plod1a, whose product is annotated as procollagen-lysine, 2-oxoglutarate 5-dioxygenase 1a. NCBI's taxonomy places the organism in Eukaryota, Metazoa, Chordata, Actinopteri, Osteoglossiformes, Mormyridae. Gene Ontology annotation, molecular function: L-ascorbic acid binding; iron ion binding; procollagen-lysine 5-dioxygenase activity. The transcript is spliced from 19 exons. The record is from RefSeq and is a predicted model, not a curated record. Gene Ontology annotation, biological process: peptidyl-lysine hydroxylation. Gene Ontology annotation, cellular component: endoplasmic reticulum. Bases 132 to 2333 code for a protein of 733 amino acids.
AGAGCAAAUCUCGGCUGGCUCUUAAGUUUACUGUACGAGAGUAACUUCGCUUUAAGAAAGAGAAAGUUGCCAGCAGACGCUUUUCUCCCCUGUCCCCACGAAAGGGAUCCGCAUAUAUCCACUUUUAAAGAAUGCAUACUACCAUCAUUUCGGUUUGUGCAGUUAUAUCUCUAGGCUGUUUGCUUGGAGAUAUAAACUGCGAGCAACAGUCCUCAAUACCCGAAGACAAACUCCUGGUUUUUACGGUAGCUACCAAGGAAACAGAAGGUUUUAAGCGCUUUAUGAGAUCUGCACGGUAUUUCAAUUACACUAUUAAGGUGCUUGGUAGGGGUGAGAAAUGGAGAGGCGGGGAUUACAUGUCUGUACCUGGAGGAGGCCAGAAGGUCCGACUCUUAAAAUCCGCUCUUGAGGGGGUGAAAGAGGAAGACAAGAUCAUAUUAUUCAUUGACAGCUAUGACGUGGUUUUCGCAUCCGGUCCUCAGGAGAUGCUGAAGAAGUUCCAGCAGGCCCGGCACCGGGUGGUUUUCUCAGCAGAGGCUGUCAUCUGGCCCGACCGGCACCUGGAGGACAAGUACCCUCAUGUCAGGGAGGGCAAGAGGUUCCUGAGCUCUGGAGGAUUCAUUGGCUAUGUGCCGAACCUCAAAGCUUUGGUCGCAAACUGGACAGGAAAAGACAACGAAAGUGAUCAGCUUUUUUACACCAAGAUUUUCAUCGACCCAGAGAAAAGGAAAUCUAUAAAUAUCACACUGGACUAUAAGUGCAGAUUGUUUCAGAACCUCUAUGGAGCCCUGGAUGAGGUGGUUCUGAAGUUUGAGGAUGGACGGGUCCGGGCCAGGAACCUCAUCUAUGACACCCUGCCUGUCACUGUGCACGGCAAUGGACCUACGAAGCUCCAGAUAAACUACCUCGGCAACUACAUUCCCAGGACGUGGACCUUUGAGACGGGCUGCACCAUCUGUGACCAGGACCAGCGGGCACUCUCAGGGCUAAAGGAGAGCGACUAUCCCCUGGUGGUCAUCGGGAUCUUCAUACAGCAGCCAACCCCCUUCGUCUCUGUGUUCUUUGAGCGCCUGCUGGACCUGAAGUACCCCAAGGACCGGCUCAAGCUCUUCAUCUACAACCAAGAGCCGCACCAUGAGCAGCACGUCAGCUCCUUCCUGCAAGGUCAUCAGAAGGAGUACCGGGCCGUGAAGGUGAUUGGUCCGGAGGUGGAGAUGGACAGUGCCGCAUCGCGCAAUUUAGGAAUUGACAUCUGCCGGCAGGACAUAGACUGCGAGUAUUUCUUCAGCUUGGAUGUGGAAGUGGUUCUGAAGAACACAGACAGUCUCCGAAUUCUAAUUGAGCAGAACCAGCCUAUAAUUGCCCCCAUGAUCACCCGGCCUGGCAGACUGUGGACAAACUUCUGGGGUGCCCUGGGGGCGGACGGGUACUAUGCCAGGUCCGAAGACUAUGUGGACAUCGUGCAGGGUCUCAGGGUCGGGAUCUGGAAUGUUCCCUACAUAACCAGUGUGUACCUGGUGAAGGCCACCAUCCUCAGAACCGACCUCAUAGCUGAGAACCUGUACCAGUCUGGAACCCUCGAUCCCGACAUGGCCUUCUGCCUCAACGUGCGAAACCAGGGAGUCUUCAUGUUCGUUACCAACCGGCAAGAGUUUGGACGCGUGGUUUCCACAGAGAACUACCAGACCCAGCACCUGCACAAUGACCUGUGGCAGAUAUUUGAGAAUCCCGUGGACUGGGAGGAACGCUACAUUCACCAAAACUACAGUCGCAUCAUGAGUGAAAACCAUGUGGAGACCCCAUGCCCGGAUGUUUACUGGUUCCCCAUCUUUACUGAAGUGGCCUGCAGACACCUCAUCGAAGAGAUGGAGCACUAUGGCCAGUGGUCUGGAGGCUCUUCUACGGACACCAGGAUCCAAGGCGGAUAUGAAAACGUACCGACGAUUGACAUCCACAUGAAUCAGAUCAACUUUGAGAAGGAAUGGCACAAGUUCUUGUUGGACUAUAUAGCUCCUGUAACAGAGAAAAUGUUCCCUGGGUACUACACUAAGGCCCAAUUUGACCUGGCGUUCGUCGUCCGAUAUAAACCGGAUGAGCAACCGGCCUUGAGGCCACACCACGAUGCCUCUACCUUCACCAUAAACAUUGCUCUCAACCAAAUGGGCUUGGAUUACCAGGGCGGUGGCUGCAGAUUCCUGCGUUACGACUGCUCGAUCCAGGCGCCGCGCAAGGGCUGGGCGCUGAUGCACCCGGGCCGCCUCACGCACUACCACGAGGGCCUCCCCACCACAGCGGGCACCCGCUACAUCGCCGUCUCGUUCGUCGACCCUUAAUGGCAUAUCCGGCUGUGUCGCCUCCUAGUGUAAACGCAGGGAAACCACGUUACGAUGCCAAACUCCGUCUCAUAGCGAUCUCCCAAAGACUUGAAGCGGGUGAAAAGAUAAAGACAACCUCUUCUGCUGAGCAAAACCGGGCAUCUUGUAGGGACAGAGUUCAUUUCCUUACACAAUGUUAUGACGAAUAUUGCAGUUUAAAUUCUGUUCCACUGUAUUUUUCUGUCAGACUUGUUAUAGUGUGAUGUUACUUGCCAGUGAUGGUUGUGUAGGAUCUCAUGCUCACUAUGUAGCUCACUUGAAGAUGAUGAUUAUAAAAUUUCAUUUUGGCUCGUAAUAUUUAUUUGAGCAUUAAAGGUGAGGAAACAUGAACGAAUUUAAAGACAUGUUUAAAUUGACUAACCUGUACAACAAAUGAACACUCCUAUUUUUCAUGUUGAAAACAGGAUAGGUUCCUUUUAUGACUGAUACUGUUAAGUUCCAGCUAUGCAAACUAAUCAUGGUUCAUCUAAGUGCGAGAUGUUGAAAGUAUUUUAAUUUUUUAAAGGUUGCAACAGACAGCCCUACAUUUGUACGCGUACAAGUUCACCCAAUGACAGCAGAAUCGCCAUAUUGUGGAUAAAUGAACUUCUAAAUGAUCUUCAUUCUGGCCAAAUGUCAAUAAAACCAAACAAGCUGUA